This is a messenger RNA of Lycium ferocissimum, 1636 nucleotides long. Its product is annotated as thaumatin-like protein 1. NCBI's taxonomy places the organism in Eukaryota, Viridiplantae, Streptophyta, Magnoliopsida, Solanales, Solanaceae. Gene Ontology annotation, cellular component: extracellular region. The record is from RefSeq and is a predicted model, not a curated record. The transcript is spliced from 4 exons. The coding region runs from base 403 to 1530 and encodes 375 amino acids. Gene Ontology annotation, biological process: defense response.
CAACUGACAUUUCCAUUCCUUGCAUCUCCCAUUUCUUUUUCUUUUCCUUACAAAAUUCAUUUUUGUUGUUUUGUGAGCACUGAAAAAAACCCUACCCUCACAAGUCCUACAUAGCCAACACCUCAUUCCCAUUUCUCAUUUUGUUUUCCUCUUUAAUUAAUGUGCUAUUUCCCUUAUCACUGUCACUACAGCAGAAACAAAUAGAAGAACAACAAAAAGCCUUACAUCAACCCCACUCAUUGUCCUCUUCUUGCUAUCACUCUAUUUUUUCUCUCUUUUAUCAUCUAUCCAUUAAACCCUUCAAUUUUCUCAUAUUGAACCAGCCACCCUUUUGUUGAACAAGUAAAAAUUACUACUACUAGUAUUAUUAUUCAACAACUAAAGGAAUUAGCAAAUACCCACAUGGAUCUGUCACACUUCAUUCUCAGCUUAUCUUUUGCUUUCCUCAUUCUAUGGAAAGGUGUUUUAGGAGCUACAUUUACAUUUGUGAACAAAUGUGAGUACACAGUAUGGCCAGGUAUUCUAGCAAAUGCAGGUACUCCAACUCUACAAAGCACUGGAUUUGAACUUCCACAAGACUCUUCACGUGCAUUCACUGCACCCACUGGUUGGUCGGGUCGGUUUUGGGGCCGAACAAGUUGCUCAUUUGAUGGAUCCGGGUCGGGUUCUUGCGGAACCGGUGAUUGCGGGUCGGGUCAGGUAGAAUGCAAUGGUGCUGGAGCUGCUCCACCGGCAACUCUAGCAGAGUUCACAUUGGGAACUGGUGGUCAAGAUUUUUAUGACGUCAGCUUGGUUGAUGGGUAUAAUUUACCCAUGGUGGUAGAAGCGUCGGGCGGGUCAGGUAUGUGUGCAACUACGGGUUGUGUUACGGAUCUUAACCGGAUAUGUCCAUCGGAGCUGAGGAGUGGAGGUGGUGACGCGUGUAGGAGCGCGUGUGAAGCGUUUAACAAGCCAGAGUAUUGCUGUAGUGGCGCGUACAAUACACCGGCGACCUGUAAACCGUCGAUGUACUCGCAGAUGUUUAAAUCUGCUUGUCCAAGAUCUUAUAGCUACGCUUAUGAUGAUCCUACCAGCACUUUUACUUGCAGCGGUGCUGAUUAUACCGUCACAUUUUGUCCCUCUACCCCAAGUCAAAAAUCUACAAAAGAUACGACACCAACGACAACACCACCACCCAAUGUUGAUGGGACCCCCUAUGGUGGAACAGGAGUUGUGGACCCUACAACAGGAACCGGAUCAAGUACAGGCCAAAUGGGUACUGGAUCAGGAACCGGGUCAAGUUCAGGCCAAAUGGGUACUGGAUCAGGCGCCGGCUUUGAGUACGGGGCUGGAACAGGAUACGGGUCAGGGUCAGAUUACGGGUCAGGAUCCGAAACACAGCCCGGAUCCGGGUCGCAAGCUAUGCUAGCAGAUGGGUCAUAUUUAGCUGGAUUAGCAAUGGGAGAAUCCACAAGGGCUUUUUAUCCAACAGCUUUGAAUUUAGUAGGCAGUGCUUUGUUUGCAACUUUGGUUUCAUUUGUUUUCUUGUAGCUGUAAUAGGAGUAUGGUUUUUUGCCUUUUGUCUAUUAAAGCUGAUAGAUUCCUCCAGAUUGUAAGCCACCACUUUCCAUAUAUUAAUGUUCUUUUUAGCUAUGAA